Aspergillus homomorphus CBS 101889 is the source of this 1479-nucleotide messenger RNA. RefSeq names its product OTU family ubiquitin thioesterase. NCBI's taxonomy places the organism in Eukaryota, Fungi, Ascomycota, Eurotiomycetes, Eurotiales, Aspergillaceae. Gene Ontology annotation, molecular function: ubiquitin binding; cysteine-type deubiquitinase activity. The record is from RefSeq and is a predicted model, not a curated record. Gene Ontology annotation, biological process: protein K48-linked deubiquitination. Gene Ontology annotation, cellular component: nucleus. The coding region runs from base 1 to 1479 and encodes 492 amino acids. The transcript has 7 exons.
AUGUCCCUGUCGGGUAUCUCCUGGAAUCAUCACCACUACUACCCCAUCGACAUCAACCAGUUUCCGACGAGACAGGAUUCCGCUCCCGGCUUUUACCCUCCAGAGCCUCAUUCAGCCGCCUUCUUCAAUCACGGGGUUGCUCCCCUCUCCGCACCAAUCUAUCCUUCCAACCAGUUCCAACAUUCGUUCAACAUGAACACCUUGUCGACCGAUGAGAUGGAGAAAUUCCAGAAGCUCUCCAACGAGUUCCACGCCAAUGUGCAGGGUCCCGCCGUCUCAGCCAAGCAAUCGAGUAGCAUGGUUGCUAUGGAGUAUGCCAACGCCGAUCCUGCCUUCAUCACCAAGACUGCAGCACUUGCAGCAACACACCCCUUGGUGCGCACCAUGAAGGGGGAUGGGAAUUGCGGCUGGAGAGCGGUCGCUUUCGGAUAUUUUGAGAACCUUCUCAAAUUACAAAACCUGGUGCUCGUGCACGACGAGCUGACCCGGAUCAAGUCGCUCAAUGUGCUGCUGGAUCGGACGGGUCAAGAGGAGCACCUUUACGAAAUCUUCGUCGACGCGACGGAAGUGGUCUUCAACCAGAUCAUCGAAGCUAUCCAGAACGGCAUCAUCGACGAUACGUUUCUCGUCGAUGCGUUCAAUGAGGAAUACAACGCCAGCGCCAUCAUCACCCAUUUUAGGCUUCUCACGAGCGCGUGGAUGAAAUUGAACCCCCUUCGCUAUCAAGCUUUCCUGUCAAUGCCGGUGGAUCAGUAUUGUGCGACACGGAUCGAGACGGUCAAAACGGAAAUCGAUGAAGUCGGUCUGCAAGCGUUGGUGGAUGGGGUGAUUGGAGCCUCCGGCUUUGCGGUGGAAAUCCUCUAUCUGGACCGCAGCGAGGGCGAUGUAGUCACGCCUCAUCUCCUCACCCCGAAUCGGCUGACCGCGGCCACGAUCUGCUUGCUCUACCGCCCGGGCCACUACGACCUUCUCUACGCGGCCGAACCUACUGUGAAUAUGGAACCCGUGGUCAAUUACCAAUACGCAAUGACUUCUAACUACUCCCCCUGGGAUCAAGGUGCUCUCUCCUUCGAUGUCAACUCCAGUUUAAUGUCGAUCCCCAAUUUGAUGAUGGACCCGACCUUUGGGCUCGCGCCUUCACCCAUGCCCUCGGCUUCGCCCAGUCCUUUCCGUGUCUCGCCACCCCAAGAAGUGUAUGCACCACCGCCCAUGAUGCACACAUCACCGCCCCCACCUCCAAUCUCGCUGGCAUCGCCGCCGCCGCCACCCCGGAUGUCGGCACCCCCGGCUCCUUUGACUUCGUUGCCGCGCAAAUCAGACGGCCCGCAAAUCCGACUGAACCCGUUGGUGAUGAAACCGAACUUGAGUCAUUCGCUCCCCGUGACGACUCCGUUCAAAAAUUCGCCGUACAACCAAGCGCAUUUCCAAAACCAGGAUUUCGAGCCCAUUCAUUGGGAGCCCGCCGACCAUCGGAAGUAG